Molecule: messenger RNA, 2052 nt
Organism: Penicillium atrosanguineum
Lineage: Eukaryota; Fungi; Ascomycota; Eurotiomycetes; Eurotiales; Aspergillaceae
Product: putative LPXTG-motif cell wall anchor domain protein
Exons: 3
Coding region: 1-2052 (683 amino acids)
Source: RefSeq, a predicted model, not a curated record
AUGUCAUCGAGCGUGGCAUAUUCCGAAACGCGAGCCUUGCCCGAUCAUGGUCGCUCUCUGAACGGAUCUUAUCGACUCGGUGCCGACAGAGUCAACAUGGACGACGGGCGCCCGAAGAAUGACGAUAUAUUCCUGAAUAUCGCAAGGUCGGACUCUGGUCGACGCGACUCUCUGGGUCGCUCAGACUUUAGACGGUCGCGACUAGGAUACUCCGGCCAGGGUUUACGGUCGCCGAUAUCCCAUGUCGAUAAAGAAGAAACCCCUUCCCCCGAUCAGCGCUUCAGCAAUGUCGACAACCCCUUGCUGUCCCAGAAUGGCUCUCCUACCCUCCCGUACAGCUCUAACACACAUACCUCAUCUGCCUCUGCCCACCCCCUCGACGACCCGAACCGUUUUCGCUACUCCAGUCUGACUACCGGUGCGCGAUCAACAAUCGGCGCCCCUCGAAGCCGGCUCAGUCGCACAAGUCCCGAGACCUCUCCGCGAUCACCUCAAAUCAACAGAGAGAGACGCGCUUCUGUUCAGGAACCCCAGCCCCAAGCUCGUCUUCAUCGUCGGUCCACCCUAUCCACUGUUCGAAGCAGUCGCGAGCCCUCUGCCUCUGAGACGACAGAAAGAGUCCUGGCCGACGCCGAAAGAGCUCGAGUCGACGGGACCGAAUCAACACUGUCGACUACUGCACCUUCGACCGUAUGGGACGAGCUGGACGACUUAAAGUCCCGAAUUCGCAAGCUGGAGCUUACCGGGAAAUUACCGCCAUCAUCCCAAGCCGCCAUCUCGGGCGCAAACCAGGAAAGACCGCGGACGGCCGCCACUACGGCUAGUGCCAUAUCUACCUCGCCUAGACACUACCGCAAAGCGAGCACUCCGUCCGCGGACGCCGACAAUGCGGUUCAAAAUCCGGUUCAUCCUCUUCUACAAUCGGCAUUGGCCAAGGCCAAGUCUGUCUUGACCAGUGAAGUGUACAUGGCACUGGAAGCGACGAUCACCGAUGCUCUGAAUCUGUCGACCAUGUUGGGCGUCAGUACCGCACCGUCAGGCUCAGUGUCUGUUCUGAACGGGGGAUAUAGCUCCUCUGAAAGGCAUGCCCGACGCAAAGCGGAUAGUGUGUGCCGCGGCCUGACCGAACUCUGUCUGGCCUUGACGGAUGAGCAACUUAAGAGAAAUCGACCACAAUCUAGCCAUGCUGGAGGCGUCCAGCCUCCGCGGUCAAAUGGCGAGAACGGUUCUAUAACGCCCACACAUUCCUACCAGCGAGCUUCCAGUUACGAGCCCGAAGCAGUCGAGCGACCUGAGCGGCGCCAGAGUAUAAGCAGCCGUCUACCCAGUCGCCUCGAUGCGCGAAGGGCCUCCCUCGUCAGCCAUAGCCCAGGCACUCCAGCGACGGACACUAAGCCGACCCCGUCAUCACCUGGAGGCCCUCCAUCGAGCCGACUUCACCGUAUUUCGGCCUCUCUUCGCAGUCGUAGGCCACCGACUGAUGAGGAAAAUGGAGAGCCAGCGGUCCCGCUUAACCGUUCAUUUUCAAGAACCAUGACCGACAUUGGCACGCCGAGCCCUGGGCAGACCGUAUCUCCACAACAACGGUUCUCUCGAGCUCACUCGGGUCUCCGAAUCAAGAGCAGGGACUGGGCAUCUCCCCGCGCUCAGCACAUUUCCAACAACCGUCGACUCCAUCUCAGGCACCUUCAUCACUGCCUCGAACACCUUCCACUUUGUCCCAAACUGGGAUUCCACUCCGCCGCAGCUAUGCGACCCCCCUCUGUAUAUUCCCCUGCCACAUCUCGCUCCAACAUCCAGGCCGGAUCCCGCCGAUAUGGUCUCUCGCCUGCCACCCCGGCCUCGGGAGCCGAAGACAGCCCUCGACCUCCUCAGCUUGAACCAUCACAAACCCGCAUCAGCGUACCAUCUAGCAAGACAGUAACAAGCUAUACCCCCAUCCAACAACCACGCCUCCGUACCAACAGCCUGGGUGCUCGGAAAUUCGGCCUGAGACGCCGUUCCGCAGUCAUGACAGAUGACAACACCAAUAUGGACGAUAGCAUUGAUUAG